AUGGAGAAGCUGGUAAUCGAGAUUCCUUUGGUUCACGCUGUGAAGAUUACUCUAGUCAUUAGGCGUUAUGUGAAGAGAAUGGUGACUAGUAAUCUGAGCUAUGAGCAAGGAGUGAUGAUGAUUUCUGAACAGGUCAGUGCUGUGAUUCAGAACCGGAUUCCAGAGAAGCUCUCGAACCCAGGAAGCUUUGUCUUGGACUGCUCUAUCUUCUCAGAGAGAUUCAAGAGGAUCUCUCUAAUCCUAGCAGAUCACUCUAUAAGGAUUCCAGAAGGUGUCUUGGAAGAUGUUCCAAUCAAGGUUGGAGAUUGCAUGAUUUCUGCAGAUUUUGUCGUUCUGGAAUAUGGAGAGGAACCCAAAGAUCCUCUCAUCCUGGGAAGACCUUUCCUAGCUACAGCUGGAGCUAUUAUUGAUGUGAGAAAGGGCAAGAUAGCUUUGAAUGUGGGUGAUUUGGUCAUGAACUUUGACAUGGACAAGCUGAUGAAGAAGCCCACUAUAGAUGGUCAGACAUUCUAUGUGGACACUCUCACUGACUUCGCAGAGGAGGUUCUUCAUGAGAUGCAACCUGCAGAUCCGCUGGAGAGAGCCUUGACUACUUCUGCAACUGAAGCAGAACAUCUGGAUGACAUAACUGCAGCAUAA
This is a messenger RNA of Eutrema salsugineum, 639 nucleotides long. RefSeq lists its product as uncharacterized. The transcript has 2 exons. NCBI's taxonomy places the organism in Eukaryota, Viridiplantae, Streptophyta, Magnoliopsida, Brassicales, Brassicaceae. The record is from RefSeq and is a predicted model, not a curated record. The coding region runs from base 1 to 639 and encodes 212 amino acids.